Molecule: messenger RNA, 1790 nt
Organism: Silurus meridionalis
Lineage: Eukaryota; Metazoa; Chordata; Actinopteri; Siluriformes; Siluridae
Gene: ctns
Product: cystinosin, lysosomal cystine transporter
Exons: 10
Coding region: 353-1477 (374 amino acids)
Biological process (GO): L-cystine transport
Cellular component (GO): lysosomal membrane
Molecular function (GO): L-cystine transmembrane transporter activity
Source: RefSeq, a predicted model, not a curated record
UGAUCAGGAAAUGGUCACGCGGUGAUCAGGAGGAAAUGUAGAGUCUGUAAUGUUUUACUUUCAGUGUUCCGAGUCCAGAUUCUGCAGGUUCUGAAUAAGUUUAUUAACGGGGAUGGAGCUCGAGGAAGCGAUACUGAAGCCCGUGUGGUAGCGCGUCUCCGUGGACCAGUGUGGGUCUCUGUGUGCCGGUGUGGCCGCUAGGGGGCGGUGUGGGGCUCCGUGGGGUCCAGAGCCGGUGUUUUUGUUCUUUUGAGGAAGUAUGAGGUGGAAGAAUAACUUCAGUUUGUUCCUCCUUUAAUGUCCACACUGUUCCUCACACACUGAGUGAAGUUUUUCGUGUAUUUGGUUGAAGAUGAAACCCGGAGCUGCAGCACUGCUCUGUGCAUCUGUGUGGGUUUUUACAGUGUACUGUGAUGCCAGAGUGUCUCUGAGUUCUCCAGAUGUUGUGAACUUGGAGGAAAAAGUCUCUCAGAAUCUCACCAUUACAGCGAGUUCUUCUCUGAAUGUUACUGUGUACAUCUACUUCAAUAUAACAUACCACUCUUCAAACAUCUCUUCAAUAAUUCAUCUCCCAGAAGAGGUGAUUCUGCCAGCAGAUGAAACUUCAACCCGUUUUGAAGUGCAAACAAAAGGUGUUGGACAGGUCACAGCUUAUCUGUACAGCAACAACAGCGAAAUCCAAAGCCUACAAACUCGAAUCAGAUUUUUGGUCAUCAGAAGCAAUGUUCUCAAUGUCAUCAACAAGAUCAUCGGCUGGAUCUACUUCCUGGCCUGGUCCAUAUCCUUCUAUCCGCAGGUGUAUGAAAACUGGAAAAGAAAGAGCGUGGUGGGACUGAACUUUGAUUUUCUCGCGCUCAACCUCACUGGAUUCAUUGCUUACAGUGUCUUCAAUAUCGGACUCUACUGGAUACCUUACAUACAAGAAGAAUUUCUGAAGGGAAAUCCGAAUGGAGUGAAUCCAGUGGAGGCUAACGAUGUGUUCUUCAGUCUGCAUGCGGUGGUUUUGACUCUGAUCUACAUCUGCCAGUGUGUGAGAUAUGAGAGAGGAGGCCAGAAGGUGUCCAACGUGGCGAUUUUCUUCCUGGUGGUCGCCUGGACGUUUGCGUUUGUCACGCUUUUUGUUGCUGUUGCUCAGAAGAUCACGUGGCUGAAUUACAUGUACUGCUUCUCCUACGUGAAACUGGGUGUAACGCUGAUUAAAUACAUCCCUCAGGCUUACAUGAACUAUCAGAGACAAAGCACAGAAGGGUGGAGCAUCGGCAACGUGCUACUGGACCUAACAGGUGGCAGUUUCAGUGUGCUCCAGAUGUUUCUGCAGUCCUACAACAAUGAUCAGUGGAAGCUCAUAUUUGGAGAUCCAACAAAAUUCGGAUUGGGAAUCUUCUCAGUAUUUUUUGACGUCAUAUUUAUGAUCCAGCACUACUGUCUGUACCGCAAUAAAAGUCCAGUAUAUCAGCUACUGAGCAGUGAGAACUAGGAGUGUGUGUGUGUGUGUGUGUGUGUGUGUGUGUGUGUGUGUGUGUGUGUGUUCGUGUUCAGGUAAAGGUGCCUUAAAGUUGGAUUGUGGGCCUCUGCCUUACCUGAGAAUAAUGAUUUUGUAAAUAUCAGCUUUAUAUGAAAUUUUAUACCAAUUUUUUAAAUCCAGUUUAUAAACAAAAAUUUUGAUAUUUAGAGGUCAGAGGUCAAAUCUUAAAAUUUAGUCAAGAUGUUUUUUUUUAUGAUAAGGAAAUAAUUUUUAUAACAACUACACUUCUGUUAAAGUUCUCUGAAUUAAAAUAUUAAAAGUUUAA